AUGAAGUUUUCUACUUGGCGGUCCAAGACCGAAAGUGAAGUACAAGAGGUCAGUAAUUCAGUUGAUGACGUUUAUGAAAACCCUGCUGUUAAAAAAGAUGAGGAAUGCGUUGAAGAUUUAGAAAAAGUUUCAGACGUUGAUAUUAGCCGUAGAGCUAAUAUUGAUGAACAACUAAAAGAGUUAAAUCGUAAAGGAGAUGAAUUUAAGCGCGAUCAUGGAUUUUUCAAUAAUAUGAAAAAUUUAGAAUUUGAAACUAAUUUCAAAAAUAAAAAACAUAUGGUACUCAUGCUUGGUGUGUUUGCUUCAUUUGCUGGUAUACUAUCAGGUAUUGAUCAAUCUAUCAUAUCAGGCGCAUCCAUUGAAAUGAAUAAAAUGUUACACUUAUCUUCACAUGAAGCUUCAUUAGUUUCAUCAUUGAUGCCUUUAGGUGCGGUGGCAGGUUCCAUCUUAUUGACGCCAUUUAGUGAAAUGUUAGGUCGUAAAACAUCUUUGGUUAUUUCAUGUGGAUUUUACACAAUGGGUGCUAUAAUCUGUGCCGCGGCACUUAAUGUUCAGACCAUGUAUGCAGGUAGAUUUUUCAUUGGUGUUGGUGUUGGAUUGGAAGGUGGUGGUAUUGGUGUAUACAUUGCAGAAUGCGUUCCAUCUACCGUUAGGGGUCGUCUGGUUUCACUUUAUCAAUUUAACAUUGCUCUUGGUGAAUUAUUUGGUUAUAUCGUCGGUGUUAUAUUUUUUGAAGUUCAUGGAGGUUGGAGAUUUAUGGUUGGAUCAUCGUUAAUCUUUUCUACACUAUUAUUCAUUGGUUUGCUUUUCUUACCAGAAUCGCCACGUUGGUUAAUGCAUAAGGGCCGUGUGGGUGAAUCAUGGAACAUUUGGAAAAGGUUGCGGGAUGUCAGUUUGGAAUCUGAACAGUUGGAAUUUUUAGAGUUGAUCCAAGCCGCUAAUAACGAUAAAGAUUUACAUGCAAAUGAAUCAAGAUUCCAGGCUUACUUCGAUUUAAUUCGUAUCCCACGUAAUCGUCGUGCCCUAAUUUUUGCAUCGAUCAUGAUUGGUUUGGGUCAACUGACGGGUAUCAAUGCAAUCAUGUACUAUAUGUCUACAUUGAUGGGCAGAAUUGGGUUUUCCGAAAAAAGAUCUGUUGCCAUGUCAAUGGUCGGUGGUGCCGCGUUGUUACUCGGUACAAUACCUGCAAUUCUCUGGAUGGAUAAAUUUGGUAGACGUACAUGGUCAAUGACAAUUAUUAUAUUUUCCGUUGGUCUUGUCCUGGUCGGUGUCGGCUAUCUGAUCAAUAUUAAUACUAAUCUCGUGGCGGCAGAAGGUGUUUACUUAACGGGCCAAAUUCUUUAUAACAUGGCAUUUGGUUCGUAUGCAGCACUGACAUGGGUUUUACCAUCUGAAUCAUUUUCAUUGAGCACUAGAUCUGCCGGUAUGACCGUUGCAUCAGCUCUGUUGUACAUCUUUACCUUUACAGUCACAUACAAUUUUGAUCGUAUGCAAGCCGCUAUGACUUACACCGGUUUAACACUAGGCUUUUACGGUGGUAUUGCAGUGGUUAUCGGUAUUCCUUACCAAUUACUUUUCAUGCCGGAAACAAAAAAUCGGACAUUAGAAGAGAUCGACGGUAUUUUCAGCAGACCUACAAGGGAAAUUGUCAGCGAGAAUAUCAUGUGGUUGAAAAGAGGUAAACUAAGCUAUUAG
This is a messenger RNA of Zygosaccharomyces rouxii, 1695 nucleotides long. RefSeq lists its product as uncharacterized. The record is from RefSeq and is a predicted model, not a curated record. Bases 1 to 1695 code for a protein of 564 amino acids. NCBI's taxonomy places the organism in Eukaryota, Fungi, Ascomycota, Saccharomycetes, Saccharomycetales, Saccharomycetaceae. Gene Ontology annotation, biological process: transmembrane transport. Gene Ontology annotation, cellular component: membrane. The transcript has a single exon. Gene Ontology annotation, molecular function: myo-inositol:proton symporter activity.